AUGGCGCCUGGGUCUAGAAAUCGUGCCGUAGAUUUCUUGAACAGCUGGGCCACCAAGUCCAUUCAACCGGCGCGGGAGCUCCAGAAACGCCUUGUCGACGAGCAAAAGGACCAGUCUCAUCCAGCCCUACAAUACACACGCGGUCUCGAGUGGUCAGAGGACGAUGAGGCGCAGGCUGAAGCUCUGUGGCAAGCCGAAGCAGAGCAGUGGAAGAUGGGCGACUUGCAAGCCUACCUGAAGCUGUGGAAGGUCUGCAUACAAUUCGCAGACUGCACUCCCUGGGACAUUGUCGGCGAGAGGGCACGGCUGCGCUUCGUCUCUAGCAGCAGCCUUCGUGUCGAAACUUACCGCAUGUGGUCCAAGGACUUUUGCCUCGCGCUGCUUGAGAUUAUCACACACAUAAUCUGGCCGAGGCAAACGAUGGCGCACACGGAAUGA
Akanthomyces muscarius is the source of this 438-nucleotide messenger RNA. RefSeq lists its product as uncharacterized. The record is from RefSeq and is a predicted model, not a curated record. Lineage: Eukaryota; Fungi; Ascomycota; Sordariomycetes; Hypocreales; Cordycipitaceae. The transcript has a single exon. Bases 1 to 438 code for a protein of 145 amino acids.